AUGCUGGGCCGCCUCGCGGACGACCGGGUGCCCGAAGAUGGAGGAGUGGUGAUGGAGGAGCAAGAUGGAGCGAUUGACUACGAGCCACCGGCGUGGGGACUGACGCAGCACAAGAAGAAUCCGAUUACGCUCAGCCUCGAAUCGCCCCUCCGAAAUGGGCGUACGAUGGAGACCUUCGAUUUGAGCCAGGCUCUGGCCGAAUCCAGGAAGGGACACUUCACGAUUGGCCGCCUGCCCUCGUGCGACAUCUACGUCGAUCACCUCUCGAUCUCCAGAACCCAUGCGAUUCUUCAAUUCGCACGAGAUGGCCAGCAGAAGGAUGGAGAGAAGGGGCAGCCAACCGUGACGAAGGAGCGAUCGAGACCGAAUCUCUCGAAAGGAACGAUGGAGAGCGAGAAUGGUGGAGAAACCGAUCAUGCCGAGGAACCCUCCAUCUUUGUCUACGAUCUGAGCAGCAAGCAUGGCACCUACGUCAACGAUCGUCGCAUCUCAGCGCGCGAGUACACCCCCGUGCGACCAGGCGACGUCCUCCGCUUCGGCGACUGCCCGCGCUCCUUCACGCUCAUCCAACGCCACUACGUGCAGAUGAACAGCAAGAAGAUGAAACAGCCCGAGAAAGAGGAGGAGAAAGAAGAAGUAGAUAAAACGGAGGAGGUCGAUGAAGAGACCAACAGCGCGUGCGAUCACCUCAACCAAGACGAGGACGUGGACGGCGAGACACCGCACCUGCUGUGCGUGGAUGUGGGCACGAGCGGGCUGCGGGCCUACGCCUACGACGUGGGCAGCAGCGGCAGCGGCAGCAGCAGCGGCAGCAGCAGCGGCGCCAAGGGCAAGAGCAAACACGACAAGCCCGCGGCGUCAUGCCGCAAUCGUGGUGGCUUCUACCAGUCGCUGCCCACGCUCUACCCGCAGCCGGGCUGGGUGGAACAGGACCCAUACGUGCUGUUGGACACGUUCAGGGAUGUGGUCAACAAGGUGUUGAAGAAGACGCGAAUAACGGCGGCGCAGGUGAAGGCCAUCGGCAUCACGACGCAGCGCGCAUCGUUCCUCCUCUGGAACAAGGAGACGGGAAGGCCGCUCUGUAAUUUUAUCACUUGGCAAGACGUGCGGACAGUCGGUAUCUGUGAGGAGUGGAACGACUCCUACGCCUUCCGAGGCAUUCAUGCGUUCUCCAAGUUUGCACAUAUCGUGACGAGAAGAACAAGGCAUCUGAUGGGCAGCAUCUUCAAGUUCUCGCCAAUCCACUGCACGCCCCGAUUAAUGUGGGCCAUGAAGAACGUCGAAGGCGCGCAAGAGCUGGCCGCACAGGGCAAGCUCCUCUUCGGCACCACCGACACCUGGAUAUUGUGGAACCUGACCGGCGGUAAGGUCCACGCCACGGAUUAUUCGAACGCGAGUGCGACGGGGCUGUACGACACGUUCGAGCUCGGGUGGAAUCAGCAACUGUUUUCCGUCGUCGGCCUUCCGGCGAGCAUUUUUCCAGAGGUGAGGCCCACGAGCGGCGAUUUUGGGAGCACGUUGCCUCGGUUCUUCGGCGCGGCCAUACCGAUUCGGGCCAUCGUCGCAGACCAGCAGGCGGCGCUGUUUGGCGAGUGCUGCUUCGACGUGGGCGACUGUAAGGUGACGAUCGGCACGGGCUGCUUCAUCGACAUCAACACCGGCUCGCAGCCUCUCGUCUCCACGCACGGUUUGUUGCCGCUGAUCGCGUGGGCGAUAGGCAAGGAGAUCACCUACAUGAUCGAGGGUCCCAUGCCCAGCGUUGGUUCCGUGAUCGACUGGGGCUCUCGGGAAAUGGGCUGGUACGAUCACGCAAAGGAAACGGAGGGCAUGGCCACCUCCGUCGACGACACCCACGGCGUAUAUUUUGUUCCCGCCUUCUCCGGCCUUGCGGCUCCUCAUCAGGAUCCGACGGCGAGAGGCACAAUUUUGGGCAUGACCACCUCUACCAAGAAGCAACACUUGGUGCGCGCGAUGCUGGAGAGUAUUGGCUACACAUGCAAUGAUCUGCUGGAGACGAUGAAGGCCGACUUGCCGAACCUGCGAGUGUCGCCGCUGAUGAAGAUCGACGGCGGGGUCAGCCAGAACGAUUUUGUGAACCAGUUCAUCGCCAACAUGACCGGCCGGGAGAUCAUACGGCAUCCGCACCCCGACCAGAUGACCGCCCUUGGCGCCGCCUUCCUGGCCGGGCUUGGCGCGGGCAUUUGGAAGUCGAAGGAGGAGCUGAAGGGCCUGCGGGCGUCGAUGCACCGGUUCACGCCCGAGUUUGACGAGGAGACACGGCGGACCAAGUACGCCGCGUGGAAGCGGGCCGUGGAGCGGGCCAUGCAUUGGGCGCAGGACGACGGCCACAGCCCCUCGCUACCGCCGCCACAUUCGCCCGCGCUGAACCGCAGCAGCAGCAGAAGCAACUGA
Acanthamoeba castellanii str. Neff is the source of this 2412-nucleotide messenger RNA. Its product is annotated as glycerol kinase. The record is from RefSeq and is a predicted model, not a curated record. The transcript has 12 exons. Gene Ontology annotation, molecular function: glycerol kinase activity; protein binding. Gene Ontology annotation, biological process: triglyceride metabolic process; glycerol metabolic process; glycerol-3-phosphate biosynthetic process. NCBI's taxonomy places the organism in Eukaryota, Discosea, Longamoebia, Acanthamoebidae. The coding region runs from base 1 to 2412 and encodes 803 amino acids. Gene Ontology annotation, cellular component: mitochondrion.